CGAGUCCGAAUUGGUUCCUCGCGGAGCUGAGACUGCUGGGCUAUGGAGGCUGUGGCUCUGGCCGCGGCGCUGGGCUUCCUCCUCUUGGCCUCGGCUGGGGGCACGGCUCGGGAUGAGGCCCGCGAGGCGGCGGCCGUGCGGGCACUGCUGGCUCGGCUGCUGGGGCCCGGACCGGCGACCGGCUUCUCGGUGUCGGUGGAGCGCGCCCUGGCAGCCGAGUCCGGCCUAGACACCUACCGCCUGAGCGGCGGCGGCGCUGGAACCCGAGUGCGGGUGCUGGGCUCCACCGGCGUGGCCGCCGCCGCAGGGCUGCACCGCUACCUGCGCGACUUCUGCGGCUGCCACGUGGCCUGGUCGGGCUCCCAGCUGCGCCUGCCGCAGCCGCUGCCUGCAGUAACGGAGGAGCUGACCGAGGCCACGCCCAACAGGUACCGUUAUUAUCAGAACGUGUGCACACAAAGCUACUCCUUCGUGUGGUGGGACUGGGCCCGCUGGGAGCAGGAGAUCGACUGGAUGGCACUGAACGGCAUCAACCUGGCGCUGGCCUGGAGCGGCCAAGAGGCCAUCUGGCAGCGGGUGUACCUGAACUUGGGCCUGACCCAGUCAGAGAUUGAUGAGUAUUUCACUGGUCCUGCUUUCCUGGCCUGGGGGCGCAUGGGCAACCUGCACACCUGGGGUGGUCCCCUGCCCCGCUCCUGGCAUCUCAAGCAACUUUACCUGCAGCAUCGGAUCCUGGACCGGAUGCGCUCCUUCGGCAUGAUCCCAGUGUUGCCUGCAUUUGCAGGGCAUGUCCCCAAGGCUAUCACCAGGGUGUUCCCUCGGGUCAAUAUCACGCAGAUGGACAGCUGGGGACACUUCAACUGCUCCUACUCCUGCUCCUUCCUCCUGGCUCCAGAAGACCCCUUAUUCCCCAUUAUGGGGAGCCUCUUCCUGCGGGAGCUGACUAAAGAGUUUGGCACGGAUCACAUCUACGGGGCUGACACUUUCAAUGAGAUGCAGCCCCCAUCCUCAGAACCUUCCUACCUUGCUGCAGCCACUGCGGCUGUCUACCAGGCCAUGAUCACAGUGGACCCUGAUGCCGUGUGGCUGCUCCAAGGCUGGCUCUUCCAGCACCAGCCACAGUUCUGGGGGCCCGCCCAGGUGGAGGCUGUGCUGGGAGCAGUACCCCUUGGCCGCCUCCUGGUUCUGGACCUGUUUGCUGAGAGCCAGCCUGUGUACAUCCGCACAGCCUCCUUCCAGGGCCAGCCCUUCAUCUGGUGCAUGCUGCAUAACUUUGGGGGUAACCAUGGCCUGUUCGGGGCACUGGAAGCAGUGAACCAAGGCCCCACGGCUGCCCGCCUCUUCCCCAACUCCACCAUGGUAGGCACAGGCAUGGCACCUGAGGGCAUUGGCCAGAACGAAGUGGUCUAUGCCCUCAUGGCUGAGCUAGGCUGGAGGAAGGACCCAGUGGCAGAUUUAGGCACCUGGGUGACCAACUUUGCAGCCCAGCGAUAUGGGGUCUCCCACAGAGACUCAGAGGCAGCAUGGAGGCUGCUUCUCAGGAGUGUCUACAACUGCUCCAGCCAGGCCUGCAGUGGGCACAAUCGCAGCCCGCUGGUUAGGCGGCCAUCCUUACACAUGAUUACCACUGUCUGGUACAACCGGUCAGAUGUAUUUGAAGCCUGGAGGCUGCUGCUAAUAGCUGCUCCCACCCUGGCCGGCAGCCCGGCCUUCCGCUACGACCUGCUGGAUCUCACUCGCCAGGCGGCCCAGGAGCUGGUCAGCCUGUACUAUGAGGAAGCAAGGACUGCCUACCUGAAAAAGGAGCUGGUUCCCUUGUUGAGGGCGGCAGGCAUCCUGGCCUACGAUCUUCUGCCCACACUGGACAACGUGCUCUCUAGUGACAGCCGCUUCCUUCUGGGCAGCUGGCUGGAGCAGGCCCGGGCAGCAGCUGUCAGUGAGGCUGAGGCCCAUUUCUAUGAGCAGAAUAGCCGCUACCAGCUGACCCUGUGGGGGCCAGAAGGCAACAUCCUAGACUACGCCAACAAACAGCUGGCAGGACUGGUGGCCGACUACUACACUCCCCGCUGGCAGCUCUUUGCGAAGAUGCUGGUUGAGAGCUUGGUCCAAGGCAUCCCCUUCCAGCAGCACCAGUUUGAGCAGAAUGCCUUCCAGGUGGAGCAGACCUUCGUCCACAGCACGCGGAGGUAUCCUAGCCAGCCCCAAGGUGACACGGUGGACCUGGCCAAGAAGCUCUUCCUCAAGUAUUACCCCCGGUGGGUGGCUGGCGCCUUGUGACAGAUGAAGCAGUCCUGGGCCAUGUUCUCCCCAAGCUCCAGGCCUAGGCAGGUUCCCAGAGCCGGCAGCUAGACAAGUGACACAGGAGGGCCUCAGGCCUGGAAGAAGGAAUUCAAGACCUGCCAGUGGGAUCAGGCAUGGGAGGUUUGGAGGGAGGUGAGCUGCCUUCCUCCACCAUCCCAAAUUUGGGAUCAAAGUACUGUUUUAAUACAACAUAAUAAACUCAUGUGUCACCUGGG
This is a messenger RNA of Manis pentadactyla (Chinese pangolin), 2516 nucleotides long. It is a transcript of the gene NAGLU, whose product is annotated as N-acetyl-alpha-glucosaminidase. NCBI's taxonomy places the organism in Eukaryota, Metazoa, Chordata, Mammalia, Pholidota, Manidae. The transcript has 6 exons. Bases 43 to 2277 code for a protein of 744 amino acids. The record is from RefSeq and is a predicted model, not a curated record.